GAGGAGGCGCGCAAGGACAGGACACUGUCUGAGUUUCUCUUGAUGUUAGAUGACUACGAGCCGCUGAUACCGGAUGAGGUGACGGACUACUACCUCCAACGGGUUGGCUUUGACUGUCAAGACGCCCGUCUGAAACGGCUCCUAGCGCUCGCUGCACAGAAAUUUGUUUCAGACAUCGCAGCGGACGCGUACCAGCAUGCACGCAUCAGGUCGAAUGCAGCGGGUGGUCGUGCACGUGCAAACCAACCUCCCACAACCGCUCGGGUGCGUGUUCCUUCGUUUCCUGACCUGCCAUGUUCCUCACGCGCCAUUCCUCGUUCCACGGACAAAGCCCGGACCACGUUGACGAUGGAAGAUUUGAGUGCGGCGCUGGCAGAGUAUGGUAUCAACUCGCGCAAGCCUGAGUUCUAC
This is a messenger RNA of Stereum hirsutum FP-91666 SS1, 411 nucleotides long. RefSeq lists its product as uncharacterized. Lineage: Eukaryota; Fungi; Basidiomycota; Agaricomycetes; Russulales; Stereaceae. The record is from RefSeq and is a predicted model, not a curated record. Gene Ontology annotation, molecular function: promoter-specific chromatin binding; RNA polymerase II general transcription initiation factor activity. The transcript has 4 exons. Gene Ontology annotation, cellular component: transcription factor TFIID complex; nucleus; SAGA complex. Gene Ontology annotation, biological process: transcription initiation at RNA polymerase II promoter. The annotation marks the transcript as partial.